AUGGAUGACUCAAUGCCAACCGUUUUAAACAUAGUAACUGAUAAAGGAACUUCAAUCAUUGAUGGAUUUGGUAAUAUGAGAGGACCAGAGAUAUGGUAUACUGAAAAAGGAACACCAAUGUCAAAGGUAGAAUAA
Messenger RNA from Cavenderia fasciculata, 135 nucleotides. RefSeq lists its product as uncharacterized. The coding region runs from base 1 to 135 and encodes 44 amino acids. NCBI's taxonomy places the organism in Eukaryota, Evosea, Eumycetozoa, Acytosteliales, Cavenderiaceae. The record is from RefSeq and is a predicted model, not a curated record. The transcript has 2 exons.